Molecule: messenger RNA, 2166 nt
Organism: Rana temporaria (common frog)
Lineage: Eukaryota; Metazoa; Chordata; Amphibia; Anura; Ranidae
Gene: HEY2
Product: hes related family bHLH transcription factor with YRPW motif 2
Exons: 5
Coding region: 159-1160 (333 amino acids)
Biological process (GO): anterior/posterior pattern specification; regulation of transcription by RNA polymerase II; regulation of neurogenesis
Cellular component (GO): nucleus
Molecular function (GO): DNA-binding transcription factor activity, RNA polymerase II-specific; protein dimerization activity; RNA polymerase II cis-regulatory region sequence-specific DNA binding
Source: RefSeq, a predicted model, not a curated record
GCAGCAGCAGCAGCGUGGGAAAGCCUUGUAGUUUGGGGAAUAGAUGAGUGUGAGCGGUGAUCGCCUACUGAUCUCCAUCAUCUCAUCCUCCAGCCUGGACUACUGUACACCCGCCACAUUGGACCAAUCGUCAUCCUUGGAAGUAACCCUGAGAAAGAAUGAAGAGACCGUGCGAUGACACCAGCUCUGACAGCGAUCUGGAUGAGACCAUUGAUGUGGGCAGUGAGAAUAAUUACUCCGGGCAUAGCAGCGGCUCAAUAAUUCGAUCAAACUCGCCGUCAACCACAUCACAGAUAAUGGCCAGGAAGAAACGGAGAGGGAUUAUAGAAAAACGCAGGCGAGAUCGUAUCAAUAACAGCCUGUCUGAAUUACGGCGGCUUGUGCCGACUGCUUUUGAGAAACAAGGAUCGGCCAAGUUGGAGAAAGCUGAGAUUCUCCAGAUGACAGUGGACCAUUUAAAGAUGCUGCAGGCUACAGGAGGUAAAGGUUACUUUGAUGCCCAUGCCCUGGCUAUGGACUUCAUGAGCAUUGGUUUUCGAGAGUGUUUAACAGAAGUUGCAAGAUAUCUCAGUUCUGUUGAAGGCAUGGACACCUCUGAUCCCCUUCGAGUGAGACUUGUUUCCCAUCUUAGUACCUGUGCCUCACAACGGGAAGCAGUAGCUAUGACAUCAUCAAUGACCCAACAUCAGCACUCCCUGCACCCUCACCAUUGGGCAACAGCUUUCCAUCAACUUCCUGCAGCUUUGCUGCAACAAAAUGGACUCUCUUCAUCUGACAGUAUUCCUUGCAGACUUUCCACAGCUACAGAGAUGCCACCACAACAUGGCUCUGCUCUUCUCACAGCCACAUUUGCUCAUGCAGAUGCUGCUCUUAGAGUGCCUUCAAUUGGUAGUGUUGCUUCCAGUGUUCCGCCUCUCUCUACCUCCUUGCUGUCACUUUCAGCUACAGUACAUGCUGCAGCUGCUGCUGCGGCACAGGGCUUCCCUCUGUCAUUUGCCGGCGCUUUCCCAAUACUUCCACCGGGGGCAGCGGCAGCUAUGGCAGCUUCUGCAACAGCCAUUUCUUCACCCUUGUCUUCCAUGUCCAGCCCGCGACAAGCUAGUGCCAGCGCAAAUAAUAAGCCAUAUCGACCAUGGGGGACUGAAGUAGGGGCAUUUUAACAAGCUGCUAUUCAAAAGACUGGUUUAAAUGAUGAACUAUCAUGUGCAGGAACAAUGUCCUUGGUUACAAUAAAAUAUUAUGUCUGAAGUAUGCAGAUGACCUGUAUGCAUAAUCAAAUUUUAUAUGUUGCUUCUAGAAGGUAAAUAUCAAAUGUAUCAUAACAUCUAAGGUGAAUUUAUGGAAUUUGUAGCCAAAGUCUGAUCUCUGUUUUAUUUUUCACUUGCAUAACAUGGGAUUAGCUGGUCAGUGUUACCCACCAUCGAGUAUUUGCAAAAAAAAUGAAAAAAAAAAUACUAUAAAAAUAAUGCUAAAGUAACAAAUCAUAUUUAUUUUUUCAAUUUAUUUGUGCAGAUUUGAGAGCAAAAGAAGAAACAUGAUUGGUUGCUGUUAUCAUCUGUUUUUGAUGCUGUUUUCAAAAAUGAGCCCAGUGAGUCAGGAGGAUAUAACUGGGCAUUUUGCUCUUUGCCAUUGACAGCAAAUUAAGUGGCACUGAGUUCCAGAUAUUUAUUCAGUUACUAUUUAAAGUGGAAGUAAACCCUCCUUUUGUUUUCAGCCAAGGAAGCUGCCAUCUUAGCCUCUGUUUACUCUGCAACUGCUAUGAUGAUGCACAUGUGAUCCUUUAUGACACCAGCCAUUGGAUGGUUUGACAGUUUGGUUGAGAGCACAAUACAUGUGAACAGCUAGCAUUCCGGCAUGCCGGGAAUGUUAACUGUUUUUUGAAACUAUCAAAUCGAAGGGUUUACUUCCGCUUUAAUCACUUCUGUUUUAUUGAAAGCAAGCACUUCAGUCUUUGGCAUCCAUUUGUACACCCCAAUCGAUUGCUGAUCUGUUAUAUUUAAGCGAUGUAUGGAAGGGUGGAAUUAAAAAAAAGCCAAGUGAUCAUUCAUUGGCGGUCACUUGGUUUCUAAUAAGGCUUUUUGUGUGAGCCUUCAGAAGGUUGAUUAUACUGAAACCAAACGUGUGUACAAUAUAGAGUGUGUCACAAUUAAAUAGAGGUCUACUACA